AGAACAAAUGGGAGUUUCAAAAUUUGUUGUAUAUAACCUGUUCUUACUAGUCUUCGUCGACCAGUUAGUCUCAGGUUUUGACCAGUUGUGGAACUGCAGCACACACAUUGAAUUUGCUUCGAGAGAAAGGAACUGCCAUACUCUCUACCAGCGGCGCUCACCUGCGAGCGUGGAUAGCUUUUCCAUGGCACCCUCGGACAUGUCCCAAGUCCAUGCACCCCAGACACAGAGUGACAACUUUAGCCAAAACUCAAGCACCUAUGAUGAGGACGAUGGUGAAUUCCACUUUCUAGUAACCAACGGCUAUCGACCCGAAGAGGAUGACCUGGUUAAAUUUUUAGUUUCGGUACGACUUAGACAGGGGUCUAAAUUCUUUGGCGGCGACCAUUUGUGUGGCGGCUGUUUAAUAUCAAGGACAGUUGUCCUAACAGCAGCCCAUUGUCUGGUUGAUGAAAGCGAAACGGUUCUAUCUAGAAAUAAGUUAAAGGUAGUUGCCGGUACACCGCGUCGCCUAUUGGAGACAAGUAGCACCCAACAAAUAAAAGUGAAAAAGGUCAGGCCGCAUCCAGAGUUCUCCGCUGAUACACUGAUCAAUGAUAUUGGCAUUUUACUUCUCAAAAGCGAGAUGCAGCCAGAUGGACGUUUUGUCGCUAUAAUACCCUUAGUUGACAAGGAUCCCCCCGCUGGAUUGAAGUGCACGGUCAUUGGAUGGGGUGCUAUUUUUGAGAAUGGCCCAUUACCCGACGAGGCAAUCAGAGGCGAUUUGACUAUCCUACCAAAUGAGUUUUGCUAUUCAUUAAACUUUUUUGAAAAAGGCAUGAUAUGUGCCUCGAACCCAAAAGAUUUCGAAGUGGACUCCUGCCAGGGCGAUUCGGGCGGACCGCUAAUUUGCGCAGGAAAAGUGGUGGGCAUCGUCUCCUUUGGCAACGGCUGUGGGAGGCCGUUUUCCGCCGGCGUUUACGCCGAUGUGUACUACUAUCGUAGUUGGAUAGAGCAUAAUGCAGCAACGUGCCCAUUGGCGUCCUGGUUUCGGCUUCUACUGAUCACGCUGGUAAUGCAAGUUCUGCGAGCUCACUGACUUUAGAAUGUGUGCUUGGAGUCAAUCAGCUUUAUGGAUCUCGAGCAGCAAGCUUGUGUGUGUGUGUACGGGCGAGUAUGUGUUGUAUGUAUGUAUGCAAUUAUGUAUGUAUGUAUGCAUGCAUGUUUGUUUUCUAAUACAAAACGCAGACCUUAUUGUGUCGCUGUGCUGCAAAUUUAAA
This is a messenger RNA of Drosophila novamexicana, 1259 nucleotides long. RefSeq names its product trypsin eta-like. The transcript is spliced from 3 exons. The record is from RefSeq and is a predicted model, not a curated record. Gene Ontology annotation, biological process: proteolysis. Gene Ontology annotation, molecular function: serine-type endopeptidase activity. Bases 8 to 1078 code for a protein of 356 amino acids. NCBI's taxonomy places the organism in Eukaryota, Metazoa, Arthropoda, Insecta, Diptera, Drosophilidae.